UUUGAUACAUAAAAUGAUUGUAUUGCAUUUUGAGGCUGAUUCCCUCCGAUAGGCGAGAGUCUAUCUAUAACCAUGGAAGUUUAAUUAGGUAAUAAUCUAGAUUGCAGAUUGGUAUGUUGUGUGGUCCGUGGGUUUUGACGCUAGUUGCGACCCCUAAAAAAUACUCGGGUCCCAUUGAAAUUCGAAUUUCCCCACCAAGGGUCCACCCAUUUACUAUCGAUACCGAAACCUAGGUCGCAACGAUUUCCUAAGUCGCCCAAAAUCUUGGGAUCGUCCCGCAUUGCCCCUCUCCUUUUCUUAAGAAAUCGAAACAUUGCGGUCGGUGAACAAAGAAUUAGGUAGUAUCUAUAGAUCAUAAGUCACCAUGUCCACUACAACAACAGUUACACAGAAUGGCCCAUCGGCCGAGACCAUCCUUCGUCUAUUUCCAGAUAUAGACACCAGCUCGGCGGAGCUAGAGGGUCACGAUGCCGAGCAGAUUCGACUAAUGGACGAGGUGUGCAUCGUUCUCGACAACGACGACAACCCAAUUGGAACCGCUAGCAAGAAGCUAUGCCAUCUAAUGACCAAUAUCGACAAAGGAUUGUUGCACCGAGCUUUCUCCUGCUUCCUAUUCGAUGAUAAAAACCGAUUACUCCUCCAGCAACGAGCUUCCGAGAAGAUCACGUUCCCUGACAUGUGGACGAACACAUGUUGUUCGCAUCCCUUGGGUAUCCCCGGCGAGACCGGCUCAAACUUGCCGGACUCGGUUGAGGGUGUGAAGCGUGCCGCACAGCGAAAACUCGAUCACGAGCUGGGCAUCAAGAAGGAACAGGUUCCGUUCGAAGAUUUCCACUUCCUGACCCGAAUCCACUAUAAGGCCCCCAGCGAUGGUAAAUGGGGUGAACACGAGAUUGACUACAUUCUCUUCAUCAAGGCGAAUGUUGAUAUAGAUCCCAACCCCAAUGAAGUUAAGGAUGCGAAAUACGUUACCCCCGAUGAGUUAAAGGCUCAGUUCAAGGACCCGAAGCUAACAUUCACACCUUGGUUUAAACUCAUAUGCGAGUCUAUGCUUUUCGAAUGGUGGGAGAAUCUUGAUUCCGGUCUCGAGAAGUACACCAACGAGCAGGAAAUCAGACGCAUGUGAAUCCGGACUUUGAGGAAGAUACUACGAUCUAGGAGGGGGGAAGAGAGUCAUUUCUUUUGCUUCUUUUCUUUCUUUUUUUCUGAUUUAUCAGCAAGAUGAUCUGGUAAAGGACGAAUAGAUUUAGGCCUUAGGCCAAGUACGUGUCUUACACCAAUGGCGAACUGCAUAUUUCAAUAGAUAUCCCUUAAGCGGUACUUUUUUCAGAGCGGGGGGUUAACAUUUGCUUCGUCGUUUCAAACAUGCAAAUCCCCGUUUAAAAUGUCAUCGCACCUACCAAUCAACCACUAAAUCAACCACUGAAUUAACCAAUUAAGGCAAAUGUCCCUCCCCGGUUCCAGGGGGGAGAUAAAGU
Molecule: messenger RNA, 1478 nt
Organism: Annulohypoxylon maeteangense
Lineage: Eukaryota; Fungi; Ascomycota; Sordariomycetes; Xylariales; Hypoxylaceae
Product: Isopentenyldiphosphate isomerase
Exons: 3
Coding region: 365-1126 (253 amino acids)
Biological process (GO): isoprenoid biosynthetic process; isopentenyl diphosphate biosynthetic process
Cellular component (GO): cytoplasm
Molecular function (GO): isopentenyl-diphosphate delta-isomerase activity
Source: RefSeq, a predicted model, not a curated record